Messenger RNA from Schistocerca americana (American grasshopper), 476 nucleotides. RefSeq lists its product as uncharacterized. Lineage: Eukaryota; Metazoa; Arthropoda; Insecta; Orthoptera; Acrididae. The record is from RefSeq and is a predicted model, not a curated record.
UUCUUUGCUGAAAUGAUAAAAACAAUAGAUGAAGGUGCACACAAAACACAUGAAAGUCUGUUGACAUUAAGUGAAAAUCUAGCUCCAUCAAAUCUCGUAACACAACGAUUUUCAUCCGUGAUCCAGAAUCUUCUGGUUGAAAAUGUUGCUUUAGCACAUCUUGUGAAGAAGCAGGCCCAGAGAAACAGAGUAACAGUUGAAACCUUCGCUAGAACACAAUUAGAAACUCUGCAGCCGUUCAAAAAUUUUCUCAACAUUCAACUUCAUAAAUUUAAAGAAGUUGAGAGAAUCCAGAGAGAACAUAUAAAACAGCUAGAAGCUAAAUUGAAACAUAAAGAGGAGUUGCUCUCCAGAUUACAAAACCUAAUUAAUGUGGCCACUGAGGGUGAGAAGUUGUUUCAUCAUGUAUAAGCAGAAAAUGAAAAUUAUCCUCUGAAAUGGGAAUGACAUUGAUGUGUUUAAGUUUAUAGAUUAUG